Molecule: messenger RNA, 683 nt
Organism: Astyanax mexicanus (Mexican tetra)
Lineage: Eukaryota; Metazoa; Chordata; Actinopteri; Characiformes; Acestrorhamphidae
Exons: 2
Coding region: 145-537 (130 amino acids)
Source: RefSeq, a predicted model, not a curated record
ACUAGUGUUUACUCUGGUGAGUUUAUAAGCGGGUUAUUGCUGAUAGUUUCACAGCUGGGGUGAAGAUCGACCUGAUCUUACAUUCAGAGAUUUUUACAGUCUGGAUCUGCAGGAGUGCGGUAAGACACUGCCAGUGUUCCCAUCAUGACUCUACGCCUGACAUGUGUGGCCCUUCUGGUGGUAGUUGCUCACCUGGAGCUCACUGAUGCUGCGGUCCGUGUGUGGGGCAUGAGAGCCUCCCGUCUGGAAGGAGACCCCACAGGACCCCCCGACCCGUACCUUAAAGUCUGGUGCGGUUCUUCAUUCGCCGGCAUGACCCAGUUCUACAGGGACACGUCCUCACCAUCCUGGAACGCAGAGUUCAACAUCCCAAGCUGCAGAGCCAAUGACAACCUGAAACUGGAGGUGUGGGACAAAGACCUCAACGUAGACGAUCACCUGGGCACCUGUAUCACACAGGUGCGGUACGGCUCUAACAACAACAAGUCCUGCCGUGUGGGGAAAGGCACUCUGACCUACAACUACAAACUGUCAUGAGCAUCCCAAUAAAUUCAGGGUCUUAUUAACUAAGAGUUAAAGCGACCGUCUGUGAGUUUGGGGGAUUUGGAGCCCUCUCUGGUGAGAAUGUGUAGUUGCACAGAGAAGAGUUCAUGCAUAUCAAUAAAAAUAAAUUGUUAUUAAAU